This is a messenger RNA of Myodes glareolus (Bank vole), 871 nucleotides long. RefSeq names its product platelet activating factor acetylhydrolase 1b catalytic subunit 3 (gene Pafah1b3). The record is from RefSeq and is a predicted model, not a curated record. Gene Ontology annotation, cellular component: cytoplasm. NCBI's taxonomy places the organism in Eukaryota, Metazoa, Chordata, Mammalia, Rodentia, Cricetidae. Gene Ontology annotation, molecular function: platelet-activating factor acetyltransferase activity.
GACGAGCCCAUUGCGCGGCCUCUGUAGGGGGAGGCGAGCGAGGAGUCCUUCCUACGUGACGGCUUCCCUAUUCUGCAAGAAGAGGCGCGCCCGGGCUUGGCCUUCGCCUUGCUCGCGAGGGCUGCGGUAUUAAGAAUGAGCGGGGACAAGAAUCCGGCCAGCAAGGCCACACCAGUGCAGGAUGUGCAGGGCGACGGGCGCUGGAUGUCUCUACACCAACGUUUCGUGGCAGACAGCAAAGACAAGGAAGCAGAAGUCGUCUUCAUCGGGGACUCCUUGGUCCAGCUCAUGCACCAGUGUGAGAUCUGGCGGGAGCUCUUCUCUCCUCUGCACGCACUUAACUUUGGCAUUGGUGGGGACAGCACACAGCAUGUACUCUGGCGGCUGGAGAAUGGGGAGCUGGAACACAUCCGGCCCAAGAUCGUGGUGGUCUGGGUGGGCACCAACAACCACAGCCACACAGCAGAGCAGGUGACAGGUGGCAUCAAAGCCAUUGUACAACUUGUGAACAAGCUGCAGCCCCAGGCGCGAGUGGUUGUGCUGGGCCUGCUUCCGAGGGGCCAGCACCCCAACCCACUUCGGGAGAAGAACCGACAGGUAAAUGAGCUGGUGCGAGCAGCAUUAGCUGGCCACCCCCGAGCCCACUUCUUAGAUGCAGACCCCGGCUUUGUACAUUCUGACGGCACCAUAAGCCACCAUGACAUGUAUGAUUACCUACAUCUGAGCCGCUUGGGGUACACACCGGUUUGCCGGGCUCUGCACUCCUUGCUUCUUCGUCUCCUGGCCCAAGACCAGGGCCAAGGCAUCCCUCUACCAGAGACCACACCCUAAGUGUCUUCCCUUCCCAUGGCAUUAAAUUCUCCUCCUCCUG